UGGUCGUUGACUGAGUGGUCGCUAUGCGAUUGGAUGGACGCCGAUUCUUUGGCGUGCCCGGGCUAGCUCCACAUCUCAGUUCAAUUCCACGCCAGUCAUUUGGCGAGAAGCAGACGGCCGAUUGCUCUGCCAAAAUUUUGGUGCCCCCAUGAUUGGCAGGGUUGGCUCGGGCAGCAUCCAAACAGGCCACUAGGUCUCGAGCCAUGGCGCCGCCGGCGGCGGCGGCGAAAUGCCCGACCACCGUGCUCGAUCUCGACGACGACCUCCUCCGCGAGGUGUUCCUCCGCCUCCCCGGCCUCCCGAGCCUCGUCCGCGCCGCCCUCUCCUGCCGCACCUUCCUCUCCGCGGUCCGUUCCUCCCCCGCCUUCCGCCGCAGCUUCCGGGCUCUCCACCCGUCUCCCUUCGUCGGCCUCUUCGUCCAGCGCAGAGGCUUCAAGCCCGAGGCCUCCUCUUUCCACGCCCACCACAGCCCCCCUGACCCGGACUUCGAGGCCGCUGCCCGCGGCGGCGAUUUCUCCCUCACCGCCCUCCCACUCCCAGACGCCGACGGCGACGAGGAGAACGACGAGGAUUUGGAGGAGGACGGCGAUGUGGAGGAGGAGGAGGAGUACGAGGAAGACGACGACGAGGAUGAGGAGGUGGCCUCGCCCGUGUGGCAGAUUGAGCGGUGCUGCGACGGCUACGUAGUCCUCUUCAACCGGAGGGCCAAGCAGAUCACUGCCUACAACCCUCUCACCCGGGCGCUGCAUCUCUACCCCUCGCCGCCCCGCCUCUUCUCCGACGCCACUAACUUCGAGUUCCACGUCAUCUCCUCCCAAGAGGACCCCGGCGCACCACCCCGCGUGCUGUGUUUCGCUUUCGACUUCUUUGAGUUCUUUCAGGCCAAGGCGGUCGUGCACAUCAUCUCGCCGGACAGCAGCGUCAAGUCCAAGUGCCGCAAGUUCCCUGGCACUGGGAGCGGGGUCACCGGCAAGAUGGUGAAUGGGUCCGUCUAUUGGACGCACGUGGGGAAACCUUACAUCACCAUGCUCGACACCGCGACGCUGAAGUUCACUAGAAUGGAUCUGCCGCCGCUCUUGGCGGAUCAGGAAGGCCCUGAGUGUGCUUUUGUGUUUGGUAAUACCAAGGAUGGGAGGCCCUGUAUCGUUUACCCAGAUUUUUGCUCGCUUGAUGUUUUCUUCUGGAGACGCGAGGAUGAGUUUUAUGACGAUGGUCGCAAUUACUGGAUGCUGGACCACACAUUACCCCUGAAAACGAUUCGCCAGUUCGUUAAGUUCUCAGAAGGAGAUGAUGAAUUUAUCAUUGUGCGGCUUAUGGAUGUUAUCGAUGGAGUCAUGUACCUGCGUACUGAGUAUGACGGGUGUACCGAGGCUCCUCAGUUAUUGCUAUCCUUUUGUCUCGAAACAGCGGAGCUGAAAAUGAUCUGUGAAGAUUAUCACAAGCCUAUCUGUCCCUACAUCAUGGCGUGGCCUCCUUCUUUGGUACAAAAUGACAAGGGUCCCUGUUCAAAAGAUGAAGCUUUGUCUACCCCAGGAUCUGAAGGAAGUGAUGUGAAGGCCGGGGGUGGCCCAACAGAGCCUGCAUCUGUUGCCAGAGCAUAAUAGGAUUACUUCGAGACUUUGUGAGAUGGUGGUCUUUUGGCGAUGCUGAUGCAUGAUGACUCAAGCAAUAUGUUGAUACUUUGAAGAUUGAAAUCCUGAUACCCUUGUUUUAUCUUAAUGUGCCUUCUGCGUAUGCAGUAUUCUGGAACUUUAGACCUACUUGAGCCUCCUUCGACCUUAGUUGAUUUUGUCACUCGAGAUUAUGAACAGCAUGGUAAUUUGAAGUUUUAAGCCUUGUUGCUGCUGGUUUGGUGUAUACUGGAUUUCUGGGUUGAUAUAUGUCCAGUCUUACUGCUGCUAGUUAAUUCUUGUUGAGGAUUUUCUUUGCCAAUGAUCUGCAUGCAUGGAUCAUGUGUGGUAAUUUUGCAUGCUGCGCGCUGACGCCUUCUAUCCUCAGUGUUGCAAACCAAUUGAGCAAAAAAGCCUUAGCCUUGUAUUGUGUAGCACUAUCUGGCUGAGCUAGUCUGUUUGGACUCAAAUCCACCCUCAGUCGACUCAUUUUCUCAUAUGGUGCGCCUACUAAUGCUGAAUGCACAGUGAUUUUACAAUACAGUUCAUAUGAUCAUACGAGUUUAUGAUCAUGAUUGAAGUACCUGCACCAGUGUUAGUGAUUGCAUUGCUGAACUUACGACUAAGAUAAAUUCAGAUUCUCAUGUUGUGAGGCAACUUCAAAGAUC
Molecule: messenger RNA, 2278 nt
Organism: Triticum urartu
Lineage: Eukaryota; Viridiplantae; Streptophyta; Magnoliopsida; Poales; Poaceae
Molecular function (GO): protein binding
Source: RefSeq, a predicted model, not a curated record